GAGGCCGUCUCCUAUAUAAGAGCCAGCCCCUCCUGGCCUUCUAGCUCCACAGCAACAACACCAAGUCGAAUAGUCCAUCCACCAGCAAAAGGCUCCUUCGAUCGCGGCUACCUAAUUAAGCUAGCUGUAGCCUCCAGCCUUUCUUCUUCCAUCUUUCUGCGCACCAUCCAUUCAUUCUAGUGUCUCUGAUCUUGAUCUCUCCAAGGAUGCGUCGCCUGCUCUUCUUCUGCCUGGUGUCUAGCCACAUCGCCGUGACCACCGUCAUGGCGCGGCAGUUCCCAACCGUCUUCCUCUUCGACGGCGUAGCAGCAGACGCUCCUUCUGCUGCCUCCGACCCUUCAUGGCUGCGUGGGCAUGCUCUCCUGGAGUCCGGGUUCGCAGGGUCGCCGCUGAGCUCGUCUCACCACGGAGUGACGCACGGCCCCUUCGACAGGCACUUCGCCGGGGGCAAGAUCAUACUGGGGGGCCUCGUGGCCGCCAUCGUCGUCGCCGUCUUCUGCUACAUCCGGAUCACCAGGGCCAAGAAGAUCGUCAUAGAGGAGCCCAAAUCUUGACUGCUCCUUUUUUUGCCCUUUUCUCCCCUGGUUUAUAUAGCACAAACACACACAAAAAAUGUAGCCCGCAUAGAUUUGUUUGUGACAUGCAAAGAACUACAGUUAAUUGGUGGUGAUGGGAUAGGUUGAUUCCUCAUCUUUCUUGCGCAGGUCAAGAAAUAUGUGAUGUGUACAUACACUAUGCUGCGGUGAUGCUGAAAUCAUUUUUUUUAUAUAUUAACGUCUGGAAUUAAUCAUAGUGUUCGUUGCGCUGA
Brachypodium distachyon (stiff brome) is the source of this 808-nucleotide messenger RNA. RefSeq lists its product as uncharacterized. Bases 207 to 554 code for a protein of 115 amino acids. NCBI's taxonomy places the organism in Eukaryota, Viridiplantae, Streptophyta, Magnoliopsida, Poales, Poaceae. The record is from RefSeq and is a predicted model, not a curated record. The transcript has a single exon.